Molecule: messenger RNA, 3292 nt
Organism: Papaver somniferum (opium poppy)
Lineage: Eukaryota; Viridiplantae; Streptophyta; Magnoliopsida; Ranunculales; Papaveraceae
Product: BURP domain-containing protein 3-like
Exons: 5
Coding region: 2599-3237 (212 amino acids)
Source: RefSeq, a predicted model, not a curated record
AGCAUCCAUGGGAAUCAGCGCCCAACAAAACUCUUUAGAAGUGUAAACACUCCUAAAUCUACCAGAGAACAAUAACCAGACUACCAGAGAGAAUACAAAUUCGAAUUCGGAAAACCUGAAUCAAGCAUUUACAAUUUUACGAUUAUGAAGUUUGGUACAUGGUAGAUCUAAAAAGAACACCAGAUGCAAAAGGACACUGUCUGCCAACAGGUACAGGGAUUCAGUUGAUGCUGCAUGGAAGAAAUUGAGUGCAAGCUGGGGACGGAGGCAGCCAGCUGUGAAGAAUCCUGAUUUGAGAACUUUUGGGAAGGAGAGGGGUUGGUGUCAUUAUUUGGAAAGGCAUAUGGUGCAAUUUGUCGAAUGUGGUUGCUUAUAGUUAUCAAUAUUAAUUUGCUUGAUGCAAAAGUGGCUGGGUUGUUUGCAUAUCGGAAGAGAUGCAAAGGGAAUGUGUUGUUUAUUUUGAUGAAGCGCAUAAUAUUGAUAAUGUGUGUAUUGAAGCUCUUAGUGUGAGUGUAAGGCAGCAGACACUUGAAGGUGCUACGAGUUGACAGGUUCAAGGAAACUGAUGCCAACAGAUUACACGCAGAGUACAACCGACUCGUGGAAGGAUUAGCACAGUUGGGGAACCUAGCUAUCACAGAUGCCUGGCACGCGAAUCCUGCUUUGCCGAAUAAUAUACUGAAGGAGGCUGUACCAGGAAACAUUCGAAAAGCAGAACAUCUUCUGAAUGUAUUGCGAAGAUUAGUACAUUGCGGGGGCAUAUGCAGAGUGAAAAUUUCGUAAAAGAGGAACCUACUGCAGUUGUUGCUUCAAUCUAUCCCCAGUCUGGAAUUGACCAGAAACUGCUGCGAUUUUGUUAUGUUUGGCUACACUCUCCGAUGUUGACUCUAGAAAUCAUGGAUACAGAUAAAUUUCAACAUUAUCCAAACAGUAUGUGCUUUUGCUAGACUCGUGGGGACUUACACCCAGGGUCUUUCAAUUGUAAUUGAACCCUUCGUUGAGCGUAUGCCACAAGCCACAUAUAGAUGAUCCUGUAUUGCAGCUUAGCUGUCAUGAUGCUUCACUUGCCAAAAAACCUGUACUUGAUCGGUUUCAAUCAGUUGUGAUAACAUCUGGAACUUUGAGUCCUAUUGGUCUCUACCCUUGUCUUCUGAAUUUCAAUCCAGUCAUCAGGGAAGCUUUAGAAUGUCUAUGACAAGGGAUUGCAUUUGCUCGUGGGCUUGACCAGCUUCCACUAAGUACAAAGUUCGACAUGAGGAGUGAUCCCGGUGUUGUCAGGAAUUAUGGACGACUCUUGCUGGAGAUGGUGGCUUCUGUUCCAGAUGGAAUCUUUGUUUUUUUGUUAGUUAUUCAUAUAUGGAUGGCAUCGUUUAGUUGGGAUGAGAUGGGAAUCUUACAGGAUAUAAUGCAGCAGACUCGGGAUGUUGUGGAGACUGCAUUGGCUCUGGAUAACUAUCGAAGGGCUUGUGAUUGCGGGAGAGAUGCUGUCUUUUUCUCUGUUGCUAGGGGGAAAGUAGCGGAAGGUAUAGACUUUGAUCGACAUUAUGGGAGGCUUGUGAUCACGUUGCGGUACCUUUUCAGUACACAGUUUGCAGAAUAUUGCCUGCACUUAGAGGGUUUGCGGGAAACAUUUCAGAUAAAAGGAGAUUUUUUGACUUUUGAUGCCUUUAGGCAAGCAGCUCAGUGUGUUGGUCGAGUCAUUCGUUCAAAACCAGAUUAUGGGAUGAUGAUUUUUGCUGACAAAAGAUAUAGCCGACAUGACAAGAGGUCUAAGUUGCCUGGGUGGAUACUGUCACAUUUAUGAGAAGCCCACCUCAACUUGAGCGCCGACAUGGCAUUGCAUAUUGCAAGAGAGUUCCUAAGGAAGAUGAAGAUGGUGCAGAGCAACUCCAAUAUGCUUUUAAGGAUGUCUUUCUUCAUAUAAAAUUCUAGAUCAAUUCAAAAACUCACAGGUUUGUUUCUUUCCAUACUAACCUUACCAGACUAGAGAACACAGUCAAUUAAGGAAUCUUUGACUAGGACCCAAUAUGGCGUUUGCUUACUUUCAGUACCCCGUGGUUCUUGUGCUCACUUUUAUGAGACCUAAAAGCUGAAUAACCUAUUUACUAGUGCUGGUACAUUAUUGAGAUAGUUUCACAUCGUCAUGUUCUGGUUUCCCCAGUUAAUAAGUCUUGGAAAACCCAUUCUUGCAAGUUUGACUUCAAAAUUGGUUAGGCCUCUGAACUUCUAGAUACAUGGUAAAAAGCACAAGAAAACAUUUACAAAAACCUCCAAACCCAAAAAAAAUCCAAGAAUCAUACUUGAUAUUCGUCAUCUCUUUUGUUCUUUCUCUUCAUAAGCAUUAAAUUUUGUCAUAGAAUUUCUCUUAAUUAGACCCAUAUAUCUGUCCAUUACAAGGGUCUAUGGUCUACCCACUUACAAAGCAGCAUUCAAUAUGUGAUAAAGACGGGUAUUCAAUAUGUGAUGAUAUGGAGACGGUCCUUGUGAUCUGAAAAUCCAUUAUAAAUAACUCUUCUCUAUUUCUCCAAGUGUAUAAGCUUGCAGUUUUCAGUGUGUUCAGUUUGGAGUUAUCAGAGAUUCUACAAUAGAAACUUCAAAAUGAAGUUACAUUUCAUCGUUGCUUCCCUGCUUAUCAUAGCAGUAAUACUAACUCAAUGUGCAGAAAGAAGUUAUGCAACUCAUCCUUCUGAAGUCUACCGGCGCAAGAUGUUGACGAAAUCUUUUAUCCCGAAAACGGCUGCAGAUCUUGUACAAGAAAAGAACACUUAUAUUGGUGUAGCGAAAGGCGGUGUCGUUGUGGAUACACCAAAACCAGGAGGAUCAGGAACUUCAGUUGGUGUGGGGAAAGGCGGUGUCGUUGUGGAUACAGGAAGACCAGGAACUUCAGUUGGGGUAGGAAAAGGUGGUGUCGUAGUGGAUACACAGAAACCAGGAGGAUUAGGAGCUUCAGUAGAUAUAGGCGGAGGUGGUGUCAUUGUGGAUGCACAAAAACCAGGAGCAACUUCAGUUGGCAAAGGGAAAGGUGGUGUCACUGUAGAUAUAGGAAAACCAGGAGGACCAUGGAUUUCAGUAGAUAUAGGGGGAGGUGGUGUCAUUGUGGAUACAGGAAAACCAGGAGGAUCUGGAACUUCAGUUGGUGUAGGGAAAGGAGGUGUAAGUGUUGACACACACCAAGGUGGAUCAAAUACUGGGACAAAACCAGGAGUGCCUGUUGCUACCUCAAGUCCCAAAACCUGAAACAUUUUGUAUUGCCUACUUAUAUAGAUAAGGUUUUAUCUUCCUGUUUCUUUCU